This is a messenger RNA of Saprolegnia parasitica CBS 223.65, 207 nucleotides long. RefSeq lists its product as hypothetical. Lineage: Eukaryota; Oomycota; Saprolegniomycetes; Saprolegniales; Saprolegniaceae. The coding region runs from base 1 to 207 and encodes 68 amino acids. The transcript has 2 exons. The record is from RefSeq and is a predicted model, not a curated record.
AUGGUUUGGCCGCCGGAAGGCCCGGCGCGGCCUGCAGCGGUCCUCGUCGCUGCCCAACAUGCACCUUCAGGGCGAACGCCCCGUCGUGCCCAACAUCUUUCCAGACAUGGACGUCCGGUCGCUGCGGCUUGCCGAAGUCCGGAGCUGGCGCUGCCCUUGGAUGACCAACGACGUGCCUGGGCCCGCACCGCGGUCGGUUGCGCAUGA